AUGAAUCAAAGUAAUGAUAAUAUAAGACAUACAAGACUUGGAAGAUAUAAAAGACAAGACAUGAUUGUAACGAUUGAUGUGAACGACGUGUUUGAAGAAGUGGUUAAACAAAAUGAAAGACUUGUCAAAGAAAUUGAAUUUUAUGAAGAAGUGGUCAACGAUUUGAUAACAAAUGUGAAGAAAUGUAUUGUUUGUCAACAAAAUGAUGUCAUAAAAGACAGAAUCAGUGAAUUGGAGACACAUUUGAAAAGUAAAACAAUCGAUAACUCAAGUAAUGUUAAGAGUGAUGAUAAUGACUGCGAUAACAAUUUGAAAACAAAUCUGAAGACAAAAAAAUUACAAAAAUCAAAGAAAAGUUGUGUUAAAGAGAUUAUAGAUUCUGAUACCAGUGAUUAUGACAACGAAUCAGAUAGAAGUUGGACAACAAAUGCAAAUAUAAAGAAGACAUCUAUGAAAUCAAAUAAGAGAAACGAUAAAAUUAUUAUAAGAGAUGUCAAUGAAGUUGAAGACAAUAAAAGUAAUUACAAUAAAACUGAAAAACACAUAAAAUCAAAGAAAACUAAGAAAAAUCUUAAGAGAAAAGACAAAAUCAUUUUAAGAAAUGUCGACAAAAUUAAAGACAAUAACAACAAAGUAAUUAAAAGUGGAAAACGUAUGAAAUUAUAUAGUAAUGAAUAUCAAGAAAAAAGACAGAAAUUAAAAGAUGACACACUUACUGGUGAUGGCAGCUAUCAGUGCCAGACAUGUGAUUAUAAAAGCAUUAAAUUUCCAGAUUUUGAGACACACGUCAAUCGACUGCAUCUAAACAUUAAGCCAUAUAAGUGUCACAUUUGUAGCGAACAUUUUGUCGGUUACGACAGUUUAAGGAAACAUAAGAGUCGCAAACACUAUUAUGUUGGCCAAGGUUUGGAUCAAUUAAGUGAUAAACGAAAAUCUCAAAUCGCCGAAACUUUAUCGAAAUUUCAGUGUCAAUAUUGUCAAAAGUUUUUACACUGCAAGUCAGAGCUUAAACGACACGUGUUGCACGUGCAUCAUAACGUGAAACCGACUAAAACUAUUGCGUGCGAUAUGUGUGACAAAUCCUAUAGAAAUAGCUGUUCACUUGUCAUACAUAAGCGUUUACAUCACAGCAUUGGACCGAAGUUACCGUAUUAUUACUGCGAUUGGGAGGGCUGUCAGUUUAAGACAACAAAUAAAUGUAUGGUUUCAGUGCAUAAAAAAAGCAAACAUUUAGUUAUCCGUGAUAUUAUGUGUGAUUGGCCCGGAUGUGACUUUCGGACGGCCACCAAAACUAAUCUCAAUAAACAUAAAUUCAUUCACAGCGAUGUUUACGACUACCGGUGCCAAUGGCCCGGUUGUGAAUAUCAAGCUAAAUAUGUGGAGCGAUUGAAAAAACAUAUGGAAAGAGUUCACGAGGACAUACCCCGCACAAUGAAGUGUCAUUGGCCCGGAUGUGAUAAAACGUUUAAAUUUGCAUAUAGUUUGACAAAACAUAUGAAAAUACAUAACAAACCACAUCUGCCGUGUCCUCACUGUAACAAACUGUUUACGACUAAAGAGUAUUUGAAUCUUCAUGUGGCAACACAUACAGGAAGUCUACGUGUGAUUUGUCCGAUAAAGGGAUGUAAUAUAGAAAUAUCAUCAAAAAAUAAUAUCAGACAUCAUAUGAGAGUACAUCACAAGAACUGUACCGGCAAUUAG
Molecule: messenger RNA, 1701 nt
Organism: Oppia nitens
Lineage: Eukaryota; Metazoa; Arthropoda; Arachnida; Sarcoptiformes; Oppiidae
Product: zinc finger protein 616-like
Exons: 6
Coding region: 1-1701 (566 amino acids)
Source: RefSeq, a predicted model, not a curated record